AUGGGACAGGUCCUGCCCACUCACCGUUCGGCCCAUUCUACAUUCGGUGGCCUAGCCCAACCCGCUAUCACCGAGGCUAUCCGCUUAUUAUCGAAGGGUCCUUUCCCCGUUGACCACCACCGCGCUGUACCCGAGCGUCAGCGCUGGAGUUGGCACAAUAUCUGUGUCGAUCCUUUCUCGGACCUCUCAGUCGCCUACACAACCGAUGGCAAGGACUCACACCUGGCGCCUACUGCAUACUCCCUGCAACUCGAAUUCUGGGGAAUCGCACGGCUCAUCUUAGAGCCCAAAGAGUGUCCGGAUGUGGUUCCGAUGUGGAUCGAAGGCUUCGACGAUGUCAUGCAUGAGAGUCGGGAAUUCCCACGAUUCCUUCCUCGGCCUGGCAAACGUGUUAGCGUUACCUUUGGCUCCAAGGUGGACUCGGAUGCCGUAUUUGGGGAAAUGAGAUCUCGAUGGCAGAAGUUGAAAGCGAAAGUCGAAAAGAAAUACCCGGAAUCCCGAGAUCUGCCUCUGGGUGUGCUAAGCGAUGAGCUGUUGACUGAUAAAGAAGCUGUCGAGCUGCGCAAAGAGGUCACCUUGAAGAUCAGGAACCUUGUAUUGGACGUUCGCCGAUCGCGCGGAUUGCCCGAUGAGGACCCGAAGGAGGGCCUGGUGGAGACUUGGCUGGAGGAGGGUCCCCAGCGUGAGGGUCAUAUGAAGGAUGAUUCCUGGGUUCGGGAUAUCUAA
Molecule: messenger RNA, 726 nt
Organism: Penicillium mononematosum
Lineage: Eukaryota; Fungi; Ascomycota; Eurotiomycetes; Eurotiales; Aspergillaceae
Product: tafazzin
Exons: 2
Coding region: 1-726 (241 amino acids)
Biological process (GO): inner mitochondrial membrane organization; cardiolipin acyl-chain remodeling
Cellular component (GO): mitochondrial membrane
Molecular function (GO): 1-acylglycerophosphocholine O-acyltransferase activity
Source: RefSeq, a predicted model, not a curated record